This is a messenger RNA of Amblyraja radiata (thorny skate), 1665 nucleotides long. RefSeq names its product nmrA-like family domain-containing protein 1. Gene Ontology annotation, cellular component: nucleus. Lineage: Eukaryota; Metazoa; Chordata; Chondrichthyes; Rajiformes; Rajidae. Bases 643 to 1539 code for a protein of 298 amino acids. The record is from RefSeq and is a predicted model, not a curated record. The transcript has 6 exons.
GCUGGUCUGCCGCUGUAAUCGCUUCGUCCCACAGCUUGAUGGUGUCGGUCAAAGACAUGCUGGGCUGUGGGUGAGGGAGCGAGGGCAGCGAUGUGUCUUGCCCUGCGCUGGCUUGUCCAGAAACUACACAGUUCUAGACGCCGCCGCUUCUGUUUCCUCUACUGAAACGUUACAAAUGCAAUGUAACCGCAUGACUUGCUGCAGCUGUGACCGGACCAGUGACACAGGAAAUCAGUGCACUGACUUUGCCACUUGACUCAGCGACCAUGGCAAGGACCAGCUGAUGAUGAGGUGGUGGAAAUAUAACCAUUGCAAAGAUGUGGAUGGGUGAGAUAGGAGUAUUGACACCCUGUGCCGCUUGUAAUCUUCACGCCCUCCCGCUGUUUAGUGUUUAUUGAUUUUGUUUUUGUCGCUUGCAAACCAAUGCGUGGACUGGUCGGGUAGCUUCUGCAAGGUGUUUGUGAGGAGGAGACAGGCCGGACCGGGGAGGGUUGCUCUCCCGCAGUAACUGUGCUGCCUUCAUGUUUCCCCGGCAACAAAUAAGAGUAAACCACAACAGUCGCCGUCUCCCAGCGAGGGCCAGCUGCAGAAGCAGCAAACGGGCAGGAACAGGAGGAAGACAGACGGUGUUGAGAUUCGACAAUGCCAGAUACAGUGACAGUCUUUGGUGCUGACCGGAGGCUAGGGAAUGCUGUUGCCUCUGCCUUGCUGGAGGAUGGUGGUUUCACAGUGCGGGUGGUCGUGCAAGAGUUAACAUCUCCGAGCACCCAGCUUCUCCAGUCUGCGGGAGCACAUGCCUUGCUGGCUGAUGAGAACGACCCAGGCAGUGUGGACUGUGCUCUGAGCGACGCGCAUGGGUGCUUUGCCAUCACUCACACCGACUUCAACAGUGGCGACCCUCUGCAGGAUGAAAUUCGGCAGGGAUACAGGAUCGCGGACUUGUGUAAAAGGCACGAUGUCAGGCACGUUGUACUGACUGGGGCUCAUCAUGUUCACAGGAAGUACAGCCUCCCAGCCCGCCACCUGGAUGCUAAAGCCUGCAUCAACGACUACAUGACCGAACUCAAUCUGCCCAAGACGGAAAUAAUACUUCCAUUUUACUUUGAAGAUUUUCUGACAAAAUUCAAACCAAAACCAGCUGUAAACAACAUUUAUCAAAUUGCCAUCCCAAUGGGAGAGGUUGCGAUGGACGGAGUGAGCAUCAGGCAGAUUGGCCCGAUUGUGGCAGCCUUGUUCAGGAGCCCGGAACGCUGGAUCGGAAAGAGCUGCAGCCUGUCUGCGGGAAGGCUGACAGUACAGGAAUACGCACAGAUCCUCACCCGUCACCUGUACCCUAAGCAGUUCCAAGAUGCCCGGAUUUCACUCCGAGAGUUCGUGGCAUCCUUCGGAGGACCAGCGGCUCAGGACUUUGGGAAUAUGUUUGAAUUUUGGAAGAGAGGUGGACAGAAAAUGAAUAGUACUAUGAGCUUCGAACUCUAUCCAGAGUUACAAACAUUCCAGCAGUGGGUUUCAGAAAAUAAGACUUCACUGGUUUGUUAAAGGGCAGCUGAGAUCUAUGGAUGGAACAUAAUGCCCAUUUCUAAAAUGUUUCCAGAAGACAAGAUAUGGAUCUCCAUCAAUUGUGUGUACCAACAGAUGGAAUUCAGAAAUAAAGUUAUUCUUUCA